UUAGCCAUCUUUUUAAUAAUUUAAAAAAAAAAAAAAGAUUCUGCUCCUAAUUUUCUUCCCGUGUGGUUAUGGUAAAGAAGUUGAUGUCAUUUGAGCAGGACAAUUAACCCUCUGAUGAAACACUAGGCAUGCAAUAGAUAUAGGAUUACUUCCUUCAGAAAGAAGCACCACCACGCUACAGUGUAAUGAAGCCGUUAUCUGCAACCGUUUCAGGAUGUUGCUGCAGCAAAAUACAUUUUUGGACUUGAUUUUUACCUGUUCAGUUUAAUUUCUGGAGCUUCAAAAUACUAUGAGGUGUGUUUUGCAAUACUUGCUGUUCAUCUGUGCAUUUCUGAGCAUCAGAAAAAAUGGGAAACAUACCUAAUUACUGCGGCGAGGCCUUGGAGAGGAUUCCUUGAAAGCGCUAGGAUGCCUGGCUGUUUUAAAAAGACUUUAUUUGCCUUGGCUUCUGUAAUAAGUUUUGCAUCUUUUAUCUUGAUUGUUGUUGCAAUGGGGACCCAGAAGUGGAUGACUGGAAAGAUCCUUUGCAAAACAGGAGUCGAUUUAGUCAAUGCCACAGAUCCAGAGAUGGUCAAGUUCAUCGGAGAAAUUUAUUACGGACUCUUUCAGGGUGGCAAAAUCCGCCAGUGCGGGUUGGGUGGGCGUCGUUCCAAAUUCACAAUUUUCCCACAUAUGGUGAAAAAGCUGAAUACAGGCCUGCAUGUGAUGAUUAUAAUGUUCCUUUGUGUGGCCCUUUUCUUUUCUCUGGUCAGUUUUGGAUUCUGCAUUCUUAACGCAAUCAAAGUUCCCUACCGCGCUAUUAAAGGCCCAGCAGGAGUAUGUCUUUGGAAUUUCCUUGCAGGUGGAUUUAUAGUACUUGCAGUCACCAGCUUUAUGGCUGCUGUAAAACUUCAUCACCUCACAGAAAGAAUUGCCAAUUUUCGGGAAAAUGUCUUUCAGUUUGUAAUCUUAGAAGAACAGUUUGAAGACUGUUUUUGGCUUUGUGUGGCAAGUGCCACAGCGCAUGCAGUAAAUUUAUUGCUACUAGCCGUAAGUGGGAUUCAUUUCCCUAAAGUUAAGACUAAAACAGAAGACGUAAAUGUUGCACCAGAAGAUAUCAUGUACUAAUAAGUCUACAUAAAGUACUAAUAGCUCUACAUAAAAUUACUUUGAUGAAGUGAACUCUCAUGAUAGAAACAGCCCCUUGGCUCUUUAGCUUUUGGUUUGGAUGGACAAUUUCGUUGCAGUCAUCAGUAGAGAUCCCACUUGCAAAAAUCUUCAGUAUUUUUUAAGUUCAGGCUACAGUACCAGCAGUUAAUGAUGUUAAGCGUUCCCCUAAUGAUGUUAAGGGGAAAAAGAAAUGCUAGAAAUAUAAUCAUUUUCAAAACUGAGUGAUAUAUGCAGUGAAUAUAUGCUAUCCACUGUCGUUUUUACAAAAUUUUCAUCUGAUAUGUUUUAGAAAACUGUGAUGAAAUAUGUCUUUUCUGUUCAGAAAGAAAGAUAUGUAUCAUCAAUCUUUGAUAAUAUAGAUUUAUUUCAAAACAGAAAGAAUGGAUAUUUGCCAAUUACUUGCUCAGAAUUACCUGGGAUAUUUGAGAGGACCACAUAAGAUAUGUUUGCUGAUGUGCUGAAGCACCCUUCUAAAAAGAGAACUUCAGUAUCUGUGAAGCUAAAGUUUAGGAGAAGCACAGGCCUGUGUGAAAUGGUGUUAAGACAGAAAUUAUCAAAUCCCAGAAGGUAACGAAGUGAGAAAAGUGAAGUUUAUAGGAUGCUAGUAGGCGAUGAAAAAAUUACCUUCAAGAUGAAGGUUUCAUUGCAGCCUCUGAAGGGAAACAAGCUAAGUAAUAGUGCUUUCAGAACACGUGAAAAAUAACAUUAUGGCAGAUGAAUGGUGUUCAGACCUCUGCCAAUUCUUGUUUCUAUCUGAGAUCAAGUAAAAAUAAUGUAUGAUGGAACAGUACUAAAAUGAAAACAAAAAUUAAAAUGGUUAAACGGAUGGAAAAGUUACUUCGUUAUGAAGUACCAGAAUUUUCAUGGGCUUUCAACCAAUUUUCAGGUCACAAGUAAUAAAUAUUUCAGUGAAAAGAAUAUGCAAUUAAACACAUCAUUUUUAGAAUAUAACUACCAUAGUGAACGCAUACCAACUGUUUAGUGAUAGAAAAUACAGAUAAAGGAAGAAUUUAUUUAAAUUAAUGAAAGAAGUUAUAAUCUAAAGUAAUGUUAGGAAAUUAUUUUGCAGGCAAUUACUCAUAGUCAAACCAUCAGGUUUUGUAACUCUACUCUUGUGAAAAGCUCCUUGAAGAAAUAACAACAUCUUUUAGGAAAGAGAUUUGAAGUGUUAAAAGAACAUGUCAGGAUAUAUAAGAAUUCCUUCGUUUUUAUUUGAAAAUAUCUCUGCACAAAAAUAGUAUUAUAAGGGCCAAGUAUUUUCAGAAGUGCCUAUAACUAUAUUUUAUGUCUCCAAAUAACUAGUUUUAUCACUGAAAUGCGCAGAACGCUCAGUAAAGAAAGUUAGCACAGUGAGCAGAUAUUCAGCACGUUUGCAGACUAGGCCACUUAUUUAGAUAAGUAUGUAAGGACUUAUACCUCACCUUAAGCCUCUGAGUGGAGCCAACUUUGGCCCAAAUACUUAUUUUUCUUGCUCUUUUUACUUUCUUUUACCUCGAGGCUGAUGAAAACUGAUGUUUAAUGGAGUAAAUUCUAUUUCCAUGCAGUAUUCUUAUAAAGUCAGUUUUACUGUUGUAAAAUUCUACUUAAAGUACUCUUAAUUUACAAAGCAGACCCAAACCACAGCAUUCACUAAACAACCAGGUUGGACUUGGACAAAUGCAUUAUUGCACAUCCUUCUCCAGCAGUGUAUGUUCAUGUUCUGUGUGAGGAAAGAAAUGAAAAUGAUGCAUUCAUCUUCAGCACAUAUUUGGCAGUCAGUGGCCUACUUUCAGAGGAAAUGUUAUUAGCCAAAGACAAUCUACAGCUGUAAUAAGCAGUCUCUGUUACCAUAACCUAUACCUCUCUCAUUUUGGCCCUACGAGGUUAGCAGGAUUGUGAGGGGAACAGAAGUUGGCGAGACUACUUUUGCAACAUGUACUCAUAGUCUGUCUUCUUCAGGACAGUGUUAGUCACUGUUCUUCAGGAGCAGUAAAAUAAAUAACAAAAUCCCAUUAAGAUUUAAAAGGCAGUUGGGAUGUUUUGAGGAGUCUGGAGCACUGUUACAAUUUUAGCAUGAAGGGGACUCAGUAAGGCAGCAAAACCGAUUCCUAACUCAUACCACCCGUUUAAUUGUUUAACUUAACUGGUGUUUUUACUCAGCCUCUACCUGGGCCAAGAAGAUGCUGUGAUAUCCAGUAUAUGGGUAGCCAGCAGACCAACCCAGUAUAUGAAGGCACCCAAUAUCUUACAGCACCGUGCAAUCCACAGAUCUGGCCACGGUGAUGUCCUCUGCGAUGCCACCACCUUCACCUUUCACCAAAUUCUAAGUGGCUCUGAAAUACAAGACCUUAAACUGCAAUAUAAUUACACAAAUAGUUCAAUAUAAAAUGAAAUACUUACCAUUUGUAAUUGUUUUAUGAACAUGUAACUUAGUAGUUGUUGUGGUACAGAAAAAAACAUAUUGUAACACAUACUUUAUCCAUUACUAAAUAUAACUCUCUUCAGGAAGUGAAAAGAAAGCAGAUUUAGAGCUCCUUCAUGUAGAAAGAUAGCUUCAGAAAUUCUUUUCAGUAGUAGUAUUUGCAUGUAUACACAUUCGUUAUGCUGCUGACAAACCGCGUAAUCCCCCCAAACCUAAUUAUUGAAUAACAGCAGUGGGAAUACUCACUUGUCAGGCAAGGACAAGAUUGAAGAGUUGUUGGACUGGAUUCCUAGAUAGGUCACUAGCUCUAAAAGUACAAUUAGAGUAUACUGUAUAAAUAAAGAGAGAUAACUCAGCUGAUCUGCUUUUUGAUCUGUGUGUUGAAACUUAUCAAUGAUGAAGCAUGCUCUGCAGUAAUGGUCCAAUGGUUUUCCACAGUAGAUACAUGCAGCAUUUCUGGGUAUUACUGUAGGAUAUUGUAACAUCGUGAGUUGAAUGACCAAAUAACAUUAGGAUCCAAUAAUUAUUUUGUGGCAUGUGAGAAAAGAAUAUCUUCAGUUAACUUUACAGUGAACAGGAGUAUUAUCAUGUAUGAAGUAAACUGAACAAAACAUAUAAGGCUGAAAUAACCUUUUAGGUGCGCAGGUUGUCUCAGUCAAGCACUGUUAAGGCACAAAGAGGGGACAGUGUAUAGAACAUUUAUUCUUUUAUCUGGGAAAAUAAGGUUAAAUGCAAUUACCCAUAGUUAAUGAUGUACAAUUACAAAUCAGCACCUUAAGACUAACAACAGGUAACAACCCACCACUUAGAACGUUUCAGCUUUCCACUUUACAUCAAGAAAUACUUGGAGAAAAUGUGGAACUUGAUAUGAAGGGUGAUCUACUUCAUUUAAAUAUUUUCAUUUUAGUUCUGCACAUAAAGCCAUAUCUCUUCAUAUGCAUGCUGGAUAUGUGUAAAUGAAGACUUUGGGGGUUCUUUUAAUUUUGGAAGACUUGAAAUACUAAAUAAAUGCAUUUAUGAGUAACAGCUGUCCAGGACUUUAAAGAAAUUAUGGGGCAAAUUCUACUUUUUCAGUAAAGUCAAAAGACAAUUUCAUGUACCCUUAAAACACCCAUUUAAUUUGUAUGUGCAGAACGACAGAAGCUACAUGCAGGAUGUAGAGAAGCUAUAGAGAAGUUACGGAGACAUUCCUCCAAGAACUAGAAAGCUGUUCCUUGCAUAUGGGAGACUCUCCUAAAUAAAUUAAGUAAAAAAAAAAAUUACUUUUUUAAGAAUGUUGUGAUUUAAUGUUUAAAAUGCAAUUUUACAGAGUAAAUCAAAUUGGAUGUAAUUUCCUUCAGUCAGUCUCUCUGAAUGACACGGUCUUUAAUAAGCCAGAUUACUUCUCUUUGUACCACUUAGUGGAACAAUUUUGCCUAGGUGGGAACCGCAAUCUGUUUCUACAGAGUAACAGGCCGGGCUACCCUUUUUCUUAAUGCUCGGUCAGUGUAGCAGCGUGAGUUCAGUAUGGAAAAGCAAACUAGUUGUUAUUCAAGUGUCUUAAGGUGUCAGAUUCUCACAUUUAAAAGCCUUUACUUACAAACUGCUUUUCACGCUUCUCAAAACAAAUUCCAAGUCACUCGGCGGUAAAACGCAGCGCGUGCUGCAGU
Molecule: messenger RNA, 5199 nt
Organism: Struthio camelus australis
Lineage: Eukaryota; Metazoa; Chordata; Aves; Struthioniformes; Struthionidae
Gene: CLRN2
Product: clarin 2
Source: RefSeq, a predicted model, not a curated record